UUUCUCUGCUCCCCACCACUAUCUUUCAGUCUCACAUUUUUCAAAAUCCCUAAAAAAUUCCCUAGUCUCCUCCAAUGGCCCAACUUAACAAUCUCUUAAAACCCUAGACCCUUUCUCUGGUUUUUUUUUUUCCUGAUUUUCACUUCUUUUAAUUAUAAAAAAGCCGGUAAAGUCGAAUGGAUGGAGUGAGUAGCAGUGGAAACAGCCAAAACGAUGCGUCGACGAGCGGCGGAGAAUCUCAAACGACGGCGCAACCUCAAACGGCGCCAAAACCGGUGCCGGUGCAAAGUGUUAACACUCCACCUCCUUUCCUGAGUAAGACUUACGAUAUGGUGGAUGAUCCUGCUACCGAUGCUAUAGUUUCUUGGAGCCCAUCUAACAAUAGCUUCGUUGUUUGGAACCCGCCGGAGUUCGCACGGGAUCUUUUGCCUAAGUAUUUCAAGCAUAACAACUUCUCAAGCUUCGUCAGGCAACUAAACACUUACGGUUUUCGAAAAGUUGAUCCAGACCGUUGGGAAUUUGCAAAUGAGGGAUUUUUAAGAGGUCAGAAACACCUACUUCGAAACAUUAGCCGGCGAAAGCCAGCUCAUGGCCACGGUCAUCAGCAGACACAGCAAUCACAUGGACAGAGUUCAUCUGUGGAUGCCUGUGUUGAGGUUGGGAAAUUCGGGCUUGAGGAAGAGGUUGAGAGGCUUAAGAGAGACAAGAAUGUGCUUAUGCAGGAACUUGUUAGGUUGAGGCAGCAGCAACAGGCUACUGAUAACCAGCUGCAGGUCAUGGUGCAACGUCUUCAGGGGAUGGAGCAGCGUCAGCAGCAGAUGAUGUCAUUCUUAGCAAAGGCUAUGCAGAGCCCUGGCUUUUUGGCUCAAUUUGUCCAGCAACAAAAUGAGAGCAAUAGGCGCAUAAGUGAAGCCAACAAGAAAAGGAGGCUCAAGCAGGAUGGUAAUGAUACUUCUGCUGCAUCUGAUGGACAGAUUAUUAAAUAUCAACCUUUGAAUGAGGCGAAAGAAAUGCUGAGGCAGAUUAUGAAAGGGGAUUCCUCUCCCAGGCUGGACUCCUUUAACAACAAUCAUGAAAAUUUCCUGAUCGGUGAUGAUGCAUCAGCAUCCAGUGGAUUGGAUGGUGGUAACUCUGCAAGCCGUGUUUCAGGGGUGACUCUUAAAGAGGUCCCACCAACUUCAGGGUGUUCAACGUAUGUGCCAGCUACUUCAUGGAUUCCAGGGCAUAGUCCCUCAGCUGCAAUAUCUGAAAUACAACCUUCCCCGUGUACAACAUCCUCCGAAGAAAUUACAACAUCGCGAUUUCCAGAUAUGAGUGCACUUGUUGGAGCACAAAAGCCAGCAGCCAUGUCCAUUCCUCAGACAGAUAUAAGUAUGCCUGAGGUUUCUGAAAUGCCAGAAAUGGUCCAAGAAAGCAUUGUUGAUAUGCCAGCAGAAAAUUACGUGGAAUCUGAAACUGGGAAUGGUGGAUUUAUCGAUCCCUCUACAUUAGUUGUAAAUGGCUCAAUUCCCUUACAACUUGAUGACCUUCCUGACAUAGAUGCCUUUUGGGAAGACCUUCUUGUGCCAAGUCCAGGGCCUGAGGAUAUUGAAUCAACGCCAAUGGAUAGUAAAGGCGAGGGAAAUGAAGGGCAGCCAAUGGACAAAGGAUGGGACGAAUCUCAGUAUAUGGAUAAUCUUACAGAACAAAUGGGUCUUCUUGGAUCUGAUAACAACAGGUCAUAAGCCUUUGUACCAAAAUGUACAUUACCUUUCAUUUAUUUUAGGUAAACGCGAAAGUUAUAUUUGUUUACUUUUAUAAUCACAUGAUCCUCUUAUUUUAGGUGUCAGAAAAUGACUAAUGCCUUCAUUAUCUCUUUUUAUC
Molecule: messenger RNA, 1863 nt
Organism: Gossypium raimondii (Peruvian cotton)
Lineage: Eukaryota; Viridiplantae; Streptophyta; Magnoliopsida; Malvales; Malvaceae
Product: heat shock factor protein HSF8
Exons: 2
Coding region: 177-1724 (515 amino acids)
Biological process (GO): regulation of transcription by RNA polymerase II
Cellular component (GO): nucleus
Molecular function (GO): DNA-binding transcription factor activity; RNA polymerase II cis-regulatory region sequence-specific DNA binding
Source: RefSeq, a predicted model, not a curated record